UCAUAUGACAAAAGGUAACAAAAUGAAAAAUCGCUUGUAUUUCGGAAUUUUUUUUGCCGCACUAGCAUCAGUUGCAAUUUGUGAAUAUCAAAUCAAAUUGACUGGUUUUCAAUUACUGCCGGGAUUGUGUAACGAAACAUAUAUCUUUCCUGGAACAAAAAAUCCAAUUGUAGUGAAACAAGAAAAUCCCAAUGAGUAUGUUGUGUCUGGAGAUAUUGAGUUUAGGAGAGAUUUCAUUCAAAACGAUAUCAUUAAGAUUGAAUACUUUCAUAAAAUUUGGACUGGAAAGUAUGCACUCCUUUACAUUGUAUACAUAUCAAUAUGCGAGCUUACGAGACAUCAUUAUUAUCCACUUUUUGCGAAAGUAUCUAAUUUUCCAUCACGCUGCCCAGUUUUGAAAGGAAAUUAUACUGUGAACAAUUUUAGAGUUAACGAAACGUUUUUCCCGUCAACUCUACCACAAGGUGAUCAUAUUUUGAUUUUCACCCUUUAUUCGGAUCAACAACACGUCUAUGGCAUUAAAUUGGCGACAAAUAUAAAAGAAAUUUAAUUAUAUGAAAAACAAGAAAAAAAAAGAAAAAAAAUGCAAUUCGACACUAUUGCUGCUCCAUGCAUUCACUUGAACUUCUAAACCCAUGCGAAGACAAACAAUUUGCAUAUAUAUAUAUAUAGUUUUUUUCUUAAUAAAAUAAAGAACGUAAAAGAUUUAUGACAGUUAGUCAUCUUUUUGAAGGCCUUGCCACUCGCACUUACCUAACAUUAUGGUCAGAGAUAAGGUGAGCCUAGAGGUGACCUGAAAGUGAAAUAAAAUAAUUAAAGCAUUAUCAAAUAUUCUGUUAACUUUGCCACGGCUGUUCGAUGUUUCCGAAAAGAUACCGAUUUUAUUGAAUUUAAAAUCGUGAAAGCACACGAAAGGAACAAAGUAUCAUGAAAGUAUCAUCAAAGUAUUACAUUCCAUGCUAGAAACAAAAAAAAAUGUUUUUGAAAUAAACGAAGGUAACGAAUUUAUUAAG
Messenger RNA from Contarinia nasturtii (swede midge), 1013 nucleotides. RefSeq lists its product as uncharacterized. The transcript is spliced from 4 exons. Bases 5 to 550 code for a protein of 181 amino acids. Lineage: Eukaryota; Metazoa; Arthropoda; Insecta; Diptera; Cecidomyiidae. The record is from RefSeq and is a predicted model, not a curated record.